CAUCUGUUGUCCGCCCCUCCAUCUCUGCCGUGCCCCUCUGUGGCCGCCCGAAUCGCGCAGGCACUGUUUGUGCUGAGCCCACCUCCCCAACAGAACAGAUUUUUUGGCGGCCAUUUGCUCCCCAUCCUCUGCCGCAAAGUGGCCCCACUUUAUUUUUUUUCUGUUUUUUGGGGUCGCUGGCUCUGCUGCUGGGGCAUCCCCUGCCAGUAGCCUGCACCAGUGACGCCGCAUCUCGCAGUCGGGGGCAAGCUACCUUCUACCGCUAUGGUCCACGUCCCCUUCUUGUCCUCUCCCACCUUUUGCCUGCUCCGCUUCCAUCCUUGAAGACUAUCCGACGUUGGGAGACUAGCUCUGUGCAUUUCUCUUCUCUUCUCUUCCUUUUGCAAACUCUCCUCCUUCAUACUCUCCAUUCCUCAUUCCCCUCUUACCCCAACUUCAAGCUCGUCCAGAGUGCUGUGCUUAGCUGCUUAGCCUCUUCCUCCUCCAGACGAGCCCGCGACGCAAUAUCUUCCAUUUCCAACCCCCCUCUGCGACCAAUUCGUUCCUCGACGACUUCCUGUAGAGCUUAAAGCGGGCGGAGGAGCUUGCUUAUUCUUCUUUGACACCUAUUUGUCCUACUCUGUUGUAAUUGUCUUUUUCGACACCUUUCGUGACUCGCCACCAUGUACGGUACCGGAACUGGCCCCCAGACGGGCAUCAACACUCCCAGAUCCAACUCUUCUCUCCGACCCCUCACCCUCACUCACGGCUCCUUGGAGACGUCCUUCCUAGUCCCAACCAGCAUCCACUUCCAUGCUUCACAGCUCAAGGAUCGCUUCACAGCCAGCCUCCCCGAGGCCACCGAUGAAUUGGCACAGGAUGAUGAGCCAUCAUCCAUUGUUGAGCUUGUCGCUCGCUACUUAGGCUUUGUUGCUGAAGAAGUCGAGGGUGGUGAGGAUGAUGCCUCUGGCUCCUACGAGGAAGUGUUGAAGCUCGUCCUUAACGAAUUCGAGCGCGCCUACCUCCAGGGCAACGAAGUUCACGCUCUUGCGGCUACCCUGCCUGGAAUUGAGUCCAAGAAGCUUGAAGUCAUCAAGAGCUACUACAUCGCUCGCAGUGUCUCUAACAGAACCAUUAAGCCCCACGAGUCGGCUCUACUUCGUGCUGCCGAUGACAGAUCUGCUGAGAUCUACACCAUCUUCGGUGGCCAGGGCAACAUCGAGGAAUACUUCGAAGAGCUUCGCGAGCUCUACCAGACUUACCCUAGCUUCACUGCGCAGCUUAUUACUUCUGCCGCAGAGCUGCUCCAGACUCUUUCUGUGCACCCUAGCGCAGAAAAGAUGUUCCCCAAGGGAUUGGACAUCAUGAACUGGCUGCAACAUCCCGAGGCCACUCCUGAUGUCAACUACCUUAUUUCGGCUCCUGUCAGCUUUCCCCUCAUUGGACUCGUCCAAAUGGCCCACUACGAAGUUACUUGCCGCGUUCUUGGUAUUGAUCCUGGCCACUUCCGCGAGAGACUGAGUGGUACAUCCGGUCAUUCUCAGGGUAUUGUUAUGGCUGCUGCUACUGCGGCCGCCGACUCCUGGGAGUCGUGGAGAGAAAUCACCUUCGCCACUCUCACAAUUCUCUUCUGGAUCGGUACCAGAAGCCAGCAAGCUUUCCCUGUCACCUCCUUGACGCCCACCAUGCUUCGCGAGUCUAUGGAGAAUGGUGAGGGUAGCCCUACUCCCAUGCUGAGCAUUCGCGAUCUGUCACAGCAAGAGGUUCAGAAGCACAUUGACGCUACCAACCAGUACCUCCCCACCAACCGACACAUCAGCAUCUCUCUCAUCAACAGCCCUCGCAAUCUUGUCGUUACCGGUCCUCCUUCCUCCCUUUACGGUCUCAACACUCAGCUGCGCAAGCUCAAGGCCCCUACUGGCCUCGACCAGACCCGAGUACCAUACACAGAGCGCAAGGUCCGCUUCUCUAACCGCUUCUUGCCCAUUACUGCGCCAUUCCACAGCCAGUACCUUACUGAGGCUACCAACAUGAUUGAUGAGGAUUUGAAGCACAUCUCCAUUGAUUCCAAGGCUCUCGGUAUCCCCGUUUUUGACACUAACACCGGUAAGGACCUCCGCGCCGAGGUGACCGGAAACGUCGUUCCUGCUCUUGUCCGAUUGAUCACUCGCGACCCCGUCAACUGGGAAACCGCCACCGUUUUCCCCAACGCCACCCAUAUUCUCGACUUUGGUCCUGGCGGUGUUUCCGGUCUUGGUACGUUGACAAGCCGUAACAAGGAGGGAACUGGCGUCCGCGUCAUUCUCGCUGGCUCCGUCGAGGGCACCGCUAGCGACGUUGGUUACAAGCCUGAGCUUUUCGACCGAGACGAGGAUAAGGCAGUUCGAUAUGCCAUUGAUUGGGUUAAGGAGUUUGGACCCCGAGUUGUGCAGACUUCCAGUGGCAAGAAGUUCGUGGAUACCAAGAUGAGCAGAUUGUUGGGUCUUCCUCCUGUGAUGGUUGCCGGUAUGACACCCUGCACAGUUCCUUGGGACUUCGUCUCCGCUACUAUGAAUGCUGGUUACCAUAUUGAAUUGGCUGGUGGCGGUUACUUUAUGCCUUCUAUGAUGACCGAUGCCCUCCGCAAGAUCGAAAACGAUAUUCCUGCUGGCCGUGGUAUUACAGUCAACCUUAUCUACGUCAACCCCAUGGCGAUGGCCUGGCAGAUCCCUCUUAUUGGCAAGCUUAGAGCCGAGGGUAUCCCCAUUGAAGGCUUGACCAUUGGUGCUGGUGUUCCUUCCAUUGAAGUCGCUCAGGAGUACAUCGAGACUUUGGGACUUAAGCACAUCGCCUUCAAGCCUGGUUCCGUCGAGGCUAUCCAGGCUGUUAUCAACAUUGCCAAGGCUAACCCUACCUUCCCUGUUCUUCUGCAGUGGACUGGUGGCCGUGGUGGUGGUCACCACUCAUUCGAAGAUUUCCAUCAGCCUGUCUUGCAGCUGUACGGCCGCAUCCGCCGACAGGAAAACAUUGUCCUCGUCGCCGGUAGUGGUUUCGGAAGUGCUGAAGACACAUACCCCUACAUCACUGGUGACUGGUCCAAGAAGUACGGUUACCCUCCCAUGCCUUUCGAUGGCUGCCUGUUUGGUAGUCGUAUGAUGGUGGCCAAGGAGGCUCACACCAGCAAGGCCGCCAAGGAGGCCAUCAUCGAAGCUCCCGGUCUUGACGACGGCGAAUGGGAGCAAACAUACAAGGGUCCCGCUGGUGGUGUUAUCACAGUUCGCUCCGAAAUGGGUGAGCCCAUCCACAAGCUGGCCACCCGUGGUGUCCGCUUCUGGGCUGAGAUGGACCAGAAGAUUUUUAGCCUGCCCAAGGAGAAGAGAAUCGCCGAGCUUGAGAAGCACCGUGACUACAUUAUUAAGAAGCUUAACGCUGAUUUCCACAAGGUGUGGUUCGGCUGCAACAAGGCCGGUCAAGCCGUCGAUCUUGAGGAUAUGACCUACGCCGAAGUUGUCCGCCGCAUGGUCGACCUCAUGUACGUCAAGCACCAGGCUCGAUGGAUUGAUCCCUCUUUCAUCAGACUCACUGGCGACUUCAUCCACCGUGUUGAGGAGCGCUUCACAGUUGGCUCUGGCAAGGAUUCCCUCCUUCAGGCCUACUCUGACCUCAACGAGCCUUACAGAGCCAUUGAUCGCAUCCUUGCCCAUUACCCUGAGGCUGAUGAGCAGCUGAUUAACGCUCAGGAUGUCCAGUACUUCCUUCUUCUCUGCAUGAGACCUGCUCAGAAGCCAGUUACCUUCAUUCCUGCUCUGGAUGCCAACUUCGAGUUCUACUUCAAGAAGGACUCCCUGUGGCAGUCUGAGGAUCUCGAUGCCAUUAUUGAUCAGGAUGUCGGUCGUACCUGUGUUCUCCAGGGUCCUACCGCUGCCAAGUUCUCUACUGUCAUCGAUGAGCCUAUCAAGAGCAUCCUUGACGGCAUCCAUGAUUCGCACAUUGAUAUGCUUACCAAGGACUACUAUGCUGGUGAUGCUAGCAAGAUUCCCACUGUGGAGUACUUUGGUGGCAGACUGGCUGAGUCGGAGAUGCCAGGCGAUGUCGAAGGCCUCACUGUUAGCUACGACACCCACAAGAACACUUACCGUGUUGCUACAUCUCCAAGCACACCUCUGCCUUCUCUGGAUGCUUGGAUUUCGCUUCUUGCUGGUCCUAAGCGAAGCUGGCGCUACGCAUUGCUUCACUCGGAAGUCAUUGUUCAAGGCCAGAAGUUCCAAACCAACCCACUCCGACGCAUCUUUGCUCCUGCGCGUGGUCUCUUUGUUGAGGUUCUAUAUCCCAAUGACCCUUCUAAGACUGAGAUCAUUGUCAAGGAGCAGCCCCGUCACAACCAGUACGUUACUGUGAUUGAGGCUAAGCUCGUCGGCAACAAUGAGAUCGUCGUCAACAUGGUCAAGGAUACUACCGCCCUUGGCAGCCCCGUCAGCCUCCCUCUGCGCUUCACUUACCACCCUGAAGCCGGUUACGCUCCUAUCCGCGAAGUUAUGUCUGAUAGAAAUGACCGCAUCAAGGAGUUCUACUGGAAGGCCUGGUUCGGCGACGAGCCUCUUAACCUCGAUGCUCUUGUCACCAGCACCUUCGAUGGUGGCAAGACUACCAUCACCAGCGAGGCCAUCAACGACUUUGUGCACGCUGUUGGCAACACUGGUGAAGCCUUUGUCGAUCGCCCUGGCAAGACUGUCUUCGCUCCCAUGGACUUUGCCAUUGUUGUUGGCUGGAAGGCCAUCACUAAGCCCAUCUUUCCCCGCACUAUCGACGGUGAUCUGUUGAAGUUGGUCCACCUUUCCAACGCUUUCCGCAUGAUUCCUGGCGCGGAGCCUCUGAAGAAGGGUGAUGAGAUCUCCACCACUGCCCAGGUCAACGCUGUCAUCAACCAGGAGAGCGGCAAGAUGGUCGAAGUCUGUGGAACUAUUGUCCGUGAUGGUGCUCCUGUCAUGGAAGUUACUUCUCAGUUCCUCUACCGCGGUACUUACACCGACUUCGAGAACACCUUCCAGCGUAAGGUCGAGACUCCUAUGCAGGUUCACCUUGCAACCACCAAGGAUGUUGCCGUGCUGCGCUCCAAGCAGUGGAUCUCGUUUGACGAGCUCCCUGCUGACAUUGAACUCCUUGGUCAGACUUUGACCUUCCGUCUGCAAAGUCUUGUCCGCUACAAGAACAAGAGCGUCUUCAGUAACGUCGAGACCAGAGGUCAGGUUCUGCUUGAACUUCCCACCAAGGAGGUUAUCCAAGUUGCUAGUGUCGACUAUGAGUCUGGUCAGGCUCACGGUAACCCCGUUCUUGACUACCUCGAGCGCAACGGCUCGCCCAUUGAUCAGCCCAUCAACUUUGAGAACCCUAUCCCUCUCAGUGGACGCACACCACUCGAGCUCCGUGCACCUGCCUCUAACGAGACCUACGCUAGAGUGUCUGGUGAUUACAACCCCAUCCACGUCUCGCGUGUCUUCUCUGCGUACGCUAGCCUGCCUGGCACCAUCACCCACGGCAUGUACUCGAGCGCUGCCGUCAGAAGCCUUGUUGAGACCUGGGCCGCUGAGAACAAUAUUGGUCGUGUCCGCAGCUUCCACGCUUCUCUUGUGGGCAUGGUCCUUCCUAACGAUGAGCUCGACGUUAAGCUUGAGCAUGUUGGUAUGGUCUCUGGUCGCAAGAUCAUCAAGGUCAUUGCCAGCAACAAGAACAGCGAGGAGAAGGUUCUUCUCGGUGAGGCUGAAGUAGAGCAGCCUGUAACUGCCUACGUCUUUACUGGCCAAGGCUCCCAGGAGCAAGGCAUGGGUAUGGAGCUGUACGCCAGCAGCCCUGUUGCUAAGGAUGUCUGGGAUCGUGCCGACAAGUACCUCCUUGACAACUACGGUUUCUCCAUUACCAACAUUGUCAAGAACAACCCCAAGGAGCUCACCGUGCAUUUCGGAGGACCCCGCGGCAAGGCUAUCCGCCAAAACUACAUGUCCAUGACCUUCGAGACGGUGGCUGCCGAUGGAUCUAUCAAGUCUGAGCGCAUCUUCAAGGAAAUUGACGAGAAGACGACGUCUUACACUUACCGCUCUCCUACCGGUCUGCUCUCUGCUACGCAGUUUACUCAGCCUGCUCUGACCCUGAUGGAGAAGGCCUCGUUUGAGGACAUGAAGUCCAAGGGCCUGGUUCCCCGCGACAGCACCUUUGCCGGUCACUCGCUCGGUGAAUACUCCGCUCUCGCUGCCUUGGCUGAUGUUAUGCCCAUUGAGAGUUUGGUUUCGGUUGUUUUCUACCGUGGUCUGACCAUGCAGGUUGCCGUCGAGCGUGAUGCUGCUGGCCGAUCCAACUACUCGAUGUGCGCCGUCAACCCCAGCCGUAUCUCCAAGACCUUCAACGAGGAGGCUCUGCAGUUUGUUGUGAACAACAUUGCUGAGGAGACUGGCUGGUUGGUUGAGAUUGUCAACUACAACAUUGCCAACAUGCAGUACGUCUGCGCCGGUGACCUCCGUGCGCUAGACACGCUUGCUGGCGUUACCAACUUCCUCAAGAUGCAACAGAUUGAUAUUGAGGAGAUGCGUAGCAACAUUGAGGAAGCCAAGGGCGCCCUCCGCGAGAUCAUCCGCGGCUGUGCCGAGGCAACUCUGAAGAAGCCUCUGCCUCUUGAGCUUGAGCGUGGCUUCGCUACUAUUCCCCUGCGCGGAAUUGACGUGCCCUUCCACUCGACCUUCUUGCGCUCUGGUGUCAAGCCUUUCCGAUCCUUCCUUCUUAAGAAGAUCAACAAGACGACGAUCGACCCGUCGAAGCUUGUUGGCAAGUACAUUCCCAACGUGACGGCUAAGCCGUUUGCGCUUACCAAGGAGUACUUUGAGGACGUCUACAAGCUGACCAACUCGCCCAAGAUUGGCGCCAUCUUGGCUAACUGGGACAAGUACUCGCAAGAGGCCGGUGUCGAUGCCAAGGAGGGCAGCGACAGCGGAGCCAGCGCCGAGUAUGACGGACCUGGUGCCGCCGCUUAAAGCCGUUGAUGGGGUUUGGACGGUGGGGAAUGGCUAUCUCCUUCGUUGAACAACAACUCGGCAUGUGGUGCAGACAGGAAACGAUGUAAACGUAACGCAAGCCGUCAUGAAAAGUGAGGUGGUGGACACAAAGUUGGGUAUUUUUGUGACGACAACAAAACGCCAACAGGAUAAAAAAGAGAAAGACUACAUGACGAUGGCUUUUUGUGUCUUUCGGAUUUUGUCUUUUUUUUCCUUGUCCACUGUUAUUUUAGAGAGUUUGUGAAUUUGUUGAUUUGUUUUUUCACUUUACUAUAGAUUAUACUAUUUUCAUAUUAAUAUGCUAUAUUUUCGAAAUCCAGGUUCCUUUGUCUCUGCUGAGUCUGUGACUGUGACUGUGUAAACCUGUGAUGCC
[Torrubiella] hemipterigena is the source of this 7371-nucleotide messenger RNA. Lineage: Eukaryota; Fungi; Ascomycota; Sordariomycetes; Hypocreales; Clavicipitaceae. The record is from the annotation of a GenBank genome assembly.